Molecule: messenger RNA, 2485 nt
Organism: Symphalangus syndactylus (siamang)
Lineage: Eukaryota; Metazoa; Chordata; Mammalia; Primates; Hylobatidae
Gene: RPAP3
Product: RNA polymerase II associated protein 3
Cellular component (GO): protein folding chaperone complex
Molecular function (GO): protein binding
Source: RefSeq, a predicted model, not a curated record
GUGGGGAAGCGCAGGAGGCGGGGCUUUGCGUGAGUCACUGCCGGGCUCGGCGUGAGUCGCUGCGGGGCUGACUGGGCGGCAGUGGGGCGGGUUACGGCCUGGUCAGUUCCCAACAAAGCGUUGUACUAGUUUUGUUUUUGAAUGAGAUGUACAUAUGUGAUCAAACAUGGACACUGCCUGAAAGAAGCUUAAACCUAAUUUAGUUGUUGAGGCUACGAGUCAGAAGACCUGUCUGCAUCUGCAACUGUCCCUUCUUAGCGAGGCCAUGAUGACUUCAGCAAAUAAAGCAAUCGAAUUACAACUACAAGUGAAACAAAAUGCAGAAGAAUUACAAGACUUUAUGAGGGAUUUAGAAAACUGGGAAAAAGACAUUAAACAAAAGGAUAUGGAACUAAGAAGACAGAAUGGUGUUCCUGAAGAGAAUUUACCUCCUAUUCGAAAUGGGAAUUUUAGGAAAAAGAAGAAAGGCAAAGCUAAACAGUCUUCCAAAAAAACCAAAGAGGAAAACACAAAAAACAGGAUAAAAUCUUAUGAUUAUGAGGCAUGGGCAAAACUUGAUGUGGACAGUAUCCUUGAUGAGCUUGACAAAGACGAUAGUACCCAUGAGUCUCUGUCUCAAGAAUCAGAGUCGGAAGAAGAUGGGAUUCAUGUAGAUUCCCAAAAGGCUCUUGUUUUAAAAGAAAAGGGCAAUAAAUACUUCAAACAAGGAAAAUAUGAUGAAGCAAUUGACUGCUACACAAAAGGCAUGGAUGCUGAUCCAUAUAAUCCCGUGUUGCCAACGAACAGAGCAUCAGCGUAUUUUAGACUGAAAAAAUUUGCUGUUGCUGAGUCUGAUUGUAAUUUAGCAAUUGCCUUGAAUAGAAGUUAUACAAAGGCUUAUUCCAGACGAGGUGCUGCUCGAUUUGCUUUGCAAAAAUUAGAGGAGGCCAAAAAAGAUUAUGAAAGAGUAUUAGAACUGGAACCAAAUAACUUUGAAGCAACAAAUGAACUCAGGAAAAUCAGUCAGGCUUUAGCAUCCAAAGGAAACUCAUAUCCAAAGGAAGCUGACAUAGUGAUUAAGUCAACAGAAGGAGAGCGAAAUCUAAUUGAAGCACAACAGAAUAAGCAGCAGGCCAUUUCAGAGAAAGAUCGGGGGAAUGGAUUUUUCAAAGAGGGGAAAUAUGAAAGAGCCAUUGAAUGCUAUACUCGAGGGAUAGCAGCAGAUGGUGCUAAUGCCCUUCUUCCAGCUAACAGAGCUAUGGCCUAUCUGAAGAUUCAGAAAUAUGAAGAAGCUGAAAAAGACUGCACACAAGCCAUUUUAUUAGAUGGCUCAUAUUCUAAAGCUUUUGCCAGAAGAGGAACUGCAAGAACAUUUUUGGGAAAGCUAAAUGAGGCAAAACAAGAUUUUGAAACUGUUUUACUUCUGGAACCUGGAAAUAAGCAAGCAGUAACUGAACUCUCCAAAAUUAAAAAGGAAUUAAUUGAGAAAGGACACUGGGAUGAUGUCUUUCUUGAUUCCACACAAAGACAAAAUGUGGUAAAACCCAUUGAUAACCCACCGCAUCCUGGAUCAACUAAACCACUCAAGAAGGUUAUUAUUGAAGAAACUGGUAAUUUGAUCCAGACUAUUGAUGUGCCAGAUAGCACUACUGCUGCUGCUCCAGAGAAUAAUCCUAUUAAUCUAGCAAAUGUAAUAGCAGCCACAGGCACCACAAGUAAGAAGAAUUCAAGCCAAGAUGACCUUUUUCCCACAAGUGAUACUCCAAGAGCAAAAGUAUUGAAAAUAGAAGAAGUCAGUGAUACUUCAUCCCUGCAACCUCAAGCCAGUUUGAAGCAGGAUGUAUGUCAGUCUUACAGUGAGAAAAUGCCUAUAGAGAUAGAACAAAAACCUGCUCAGUUUGCCACAACUGUUCUUCCUCCAAUUCCUGCAAACUCGUUCCAGCUCGAAUCUGAUUUCAGACAAUUAAAAAGUUCUCCAGAUAUGUUGUAUCAGUAUUUAAAGCAAAUUGAACCAUCUUUGUAUCCUAAGUUGUUUCAGAAAAAUCUGGAUCCAGAUGUAUUCAACCAGAUUCUUAAAAUUCUCCAUGACUUUUACAUUGAGAAAGAAAAGCCAUCACUCAUCUUUGAAAUCUUACAAAGACUUUCUGAACUAAAAAGGUUUGAUAUGGCGGUGAUGUUUAUGUCAGAAACAGAGAAAAAGAUUGCACAUGCAUUAUUUAAUCACAUAGACAAGUCAGGAUUGAAGGAUAAUUCUGUUGAGGAACUCAAGAAAAGAUACGGUGGUUGAUUUCCAUUUUUGCUGAAAUAAUUGUUUUCGACUUUCAUAUGUAAAUUUUUUCUACUGAAAGCGUUUUGCUUCUUAAGAAAAUGAAAUUAUAUAGCAGGAAAGGACUAUCUUUGAACGUAAGUUAAUUAACUAUAAGGUGAAUUGUGAUUUAACUAGUGAGAAUUGUAUUCAAGUGAACUCUUAAGUGUUUUUCUGAAAAUAAAAAUAUAAACAAUGAGA